AUGGCGGGUCCCGAGCAGUCUCGGCAGCAUCAGCAGCAGGUAGAGGAGAGGGAAGAGCCCAUAGAUGAUGCUGAGAUGGCUCUGCGAGGGAUCAACAUGCUGCUGAACAACGGAUUCAAGGAAAGCGAUGAGCUGUUUAAGCGAUACAGGACACAGAGCCCACUGAUGAGUUUUGGCGCCAGCUUUGUCAGUUUCCUGAAUGCCAUGAUGACAUUUGAGGAGGAGAAGAUGCAGAUGGCCUGCGAUGACCUAAGGACCACCGAGAAACUGUGUGAAAGCGACAGCGCUGGAGUGCUAGAGACAAUCAGAAACAAGAUCAAAAAGAGCAUGGACUCUCAAAGGUCAGGCGUUGUAGUUGUGGACCGUCUACAGAGACAGAUCAUUAUUGCUGACUGCCAAGUGUACCUUGCUGUCCUGUCAUUCGUCAAACAGGAACUCUCAGCAUAUAUAAAAGGAGGUUGGAUUCUCCGCAAAGCAUGGAAGAUGUACAAUAAAUGCCACAGUGACAUCAGUCAGCUCCAGGAAACCUGUCAGCGAAGGUCUUCAGGCAACCAAGAGGCCCUCUCAGUAGACAACGCCAACCACAAUGUUCCUGUGGAGAAUGGUGUGACAGCUGAGGCUCUGGACCGACUCAAGGGCUCUGUCAGCUUCGGCUAUGGCCUCUUCCACCUGUGCAUAUCCAUGGUGCCACCACAUCUGCUCAAAAUCAUCAACCUGCUCGGUUUCCCCGGGGACCGACUCCAAGGUCUGUCCUCCCUCAUGUAUGCCAGUGAGAGCAAGGACAUGAAAGCACCACUAGCUACGUUGGCCCUCUUGUGGUACCACACAGUAGUGCUGCCGUUCUUUGCUCUGGAAGGCUCUGACACACAGGCAGGGCUUCUGGAGGCCAAAGCUAUUCUGCAGAGAAAGUCAGUUGUUUACCCCAACUCGUCCCUCUUCAUGUUCUUUAAAGGACGAGUGCAAAGGCUAGAGGCAAGUUCAGCAUGCAUGGAGAAAGUGUUGAUCAUUUGUGACAUUGAAGCCAAACUCUCUGUCAGUGUGUGCUUUCUCUCCUGUCCCCAGUGCCAUAUCAACAGUGCUUUGGCCUGUUUCCAUGAUGCAUUAGAACUUGCAUCAGACCAAAGAGAGAUCCAGCAUGUUUGUCUCUAUGAGAUUGGUUGGUGUAGCAUGAUUGAGAUGAAUUUUGAAGAUGCUUUCAGAGCCUUUGAAAGGCUGAAAAACGAGUCACGCUGGUCUCAGUGCUAUUAUGCCUACUUAACAGGAGUGUGUCAGGGUGCCUCAGGGGACCUGGAAGGAGCAAGUGGAGUUUUUAAAGAUGUCCAGAAGCUUUUCAAGAGAAAGAACAAUCAGAUAGAACAGUUUGCAGUUAAACGGGCUGAGAGAUUGAGAAAGGUUUCACCCACGAGAGAGCUUUGUAUCCUAGGCGUAAUUGAAGUACUUUAUCUGUGGAAAGCAAUUCCAAACUGCUCCUCUUCUAAACUGCAGAUAAUGAAUCAGGUAUUGCAGAGGUUAGAAGAGGCUUCAUGCAGAGGCCUGAAACAUCUCCUUCUCGGUUCCAUUCAUAAAUGCCACGGAAACAUGAGAGAUGCAGUUCAGUCAUUCCAACUGGCUGCCAGAGACGAAUAUGGACGACAGAUCAACUCUUAUGUUCAGCCAUAUGCUGUCUAUGAACUGGGAUGUUUACUUCUUGCAAAACCAGAGACGGUUGGAAAGGGAAGAUCAUUCCUUCUUCAAGCCAAGGAUGAUUUUACGGGCUAUGACUUUGAAAAUCGCCUUCAUGUCCGUAUCCACGCAGCCCUGGCUUCUCUGAAGGAGGUGGUGCCACAGUGA
Molecule: messenger RNA, 1830 nt
Organism: Menidia menidia (Atlantic silverside)
Lineage: Eukaryota; Metazoa; Chordata; Actinopteri; Atheriniformes; Atherinopsidae
Source: the annotation of a GenBank genome assembly